Messenger RNA from Mustela lutreola (European mink), 3279 nucleotides. It is a transcript of the gene ASIC4, whose product is annotated as acid sensing ion channel subunit family member 4. The transcript is spliced from 10 exons. The coding region runs from base 936 to 2555 and encodes 539 amino acids. NCBI's taxonomy places the organism in Eukaryota, Metazoa, Chordata, Mammalia, Carnivora, Mustelidae. The record is from RefSeq and is a predicted model, not a curated record. Gene Ontology annotation, molecular function: ligand-gated sodium channel activity. Gene Ontology annotation, biological process: sodium ion transmembrane transport. Gene Ontology annotation, cellular component: membrane.
CCAGAGCCCCGGGGCAGGCAGGGGUAUGGUGGGUGUUGAAGUUGGGAGCAAAGCUCCAGGGAAGCCAAGAAUCUCCGGUGGAGUCACUGUUGCCCUUUUCUGUCUUGCCUGCUCUCCUCUGCCCUCCCCUCCCUCAUUCAAACAAGUGGCUCUCCCAAGGAGUUUCUGGAAGCUGCUGUGAGUGGGGUAGUGGGGGCAGGUGGUAGCUGGGCGCUGGAGUCAGGAGUCCGGGAAGUGGGGGAUGGAGUUGGCUGACCCUUCCCGGGGGCGUGGUCCCGAGAGAAGUGGCAGAAUGAGGGAGGACUCUGGGUGCAGAUGCCUCCCCUGGGUGGCCUGGCAGUGGGGCUGUCUGGGGACCCCAUGAGUGCCUAGGCUGUAGCGAGAGUUUGGGGGGCAGCCCAAUGAGAUCUAGGGCAGGGGCUGGUGAUCCUUGUCCUGGGCCAGUGGUGGGGGCUGCCCCCCGCCCCUGGCCUGCCUCCUGCAGCCAGUGGCUCCGGUGAAACGCUGUUGACAUGUCCUGAAUUAUUAAGCAUGGGGUGGGCUCCAGAGCACAUGCUGAGCGGAGCGGCUGGGGCUGCGCGGUGUGGCGGAGCAGCGCUCACUCCCUCGCUCGCUCGCUCGCUCGCAGGGACACACGCAGGGGCUGACAGCUGUGCUGGUGCUGAUAAGGGAAGCCACAAGGAGACGAUCGAGGAGAGAGACAAGCAGCGGCAGAAGCAGCAGCAGCACAGGCAGCACCAGGGCUGCGGAGCUGCUGGGAGUGGGAGUGACUCCCCCACCUCAGGCCCCCACCCUGUCCCUGUCCUCCUCCCGCUUGCCCUGAGUUUAGAAGAGCAGCCGCUGCCACCACCGCCACUCCGGAAGGCACCGGGGGCUGCCAGCCAGGGAGGGACAGGGGCAGGGAGGCUCCGGCCAGUCCCAGCAGCCGGGGACAGAUGCCGAUCGAGAUUGUGUGCAAAAUCAAAUUCGCAGAGGAGGAUGCGAAACCCAAGGAGAAGGAGGCAGGGGAUGAGCAAAGCCUCCUGGGGGCAGCACAGGGGGCAGCAGCCCCCCGGGACCUGGCCACCUUUGCCAGCACCAGCACUCUGCACGGGCUGGGCCGGGCCUGUGGCCCAGGCCCCCACGGACUACGCAGAAGCCUGUGGGCACUGGCCCUACUCACCUCACUGGCCGCUUUCCUGUACCAGGCUGCCGGCCUGGCGCGGGGCUACCUGACCCGGCCUCACCUGGUGGCCAUGGAUCCUGCCGCGCCAGCCCCAACAGCGGGCUUCCCGGCCGUCACCCUCUGUAACAUCAACCGCUUCCGGCACUCGGCCCUCAGCGAUGCCGACAUCUUCCACCUGGCCAACCUGACGGGGCUGCCCCCCAAGGACCGGGAUGGGCACCGUGCUGCCGGCCUCCGUUACCCGGAGCCCGACAUGGUAGACAUCCUCAACCGCACCGGCCACCAGCUUGCAGACAUGCUCAAGAGCUGCAACUUCAGUGGGCAUCACUGUUCCGCCAGCAACUUCUCCGUGGUCUAUACUCGCUACGGGAAGUGUUAUACCUUCAACGCUGAUCCACAGAAUUCACUGCCCAGUCGGGCAGGGGGCAUGGGCAGUGGCCUAGAGAUCAUGUUGGACAUCCAGCAGGAGGAAUACCUGCCCAUCUGGAGAGAAACAAAUGAGACAUCAUUCGAGGCUGGCAUCCGGGUGCAGAUCCAUAGCCAAGAGGAGCCCCCCUACAUCCACCAGUUGGGCUUCGGUGUGUCCCCAGGCUUCCAGACCUUUGUGUCCUGCCAGGAACAGCGGCUGACCUAUCUGCCCCAGCCCUGGGGCAACUGCCGGGCGGAGAACGGGCUCCGGGAGCCCGAGCUUCAGGGCUACUCAGCCUACAGUGUGUCUGCCUGCCGGCUGCGCUGUGAAAAGGAGGCCGUGCUUCAGCGCUGCCACUGCCGGAUGGUGCACAUGCCAGGCAAUGAGACCAUCUGCCCGCCGAAUAUCUACAUCGAGUGUGCCGACCACACACUGGACUCCUUGGGAGGGGGCUCCGAGGGCCCGUGUUUCUGCCCUACUCCCUGCAACCUGACUCGCUACGGGAAAGAAAUCUCAAUGGUCAGGAUCCCCAACAGGGGCUCGGCCCGGUACCUGGCGAGGAAGUACAACCGCAAUGAGACCUACAUCCGGGAGAACUUCCUGGUCCUUGAUGUCUUUUUUGAAGCCCUGACCUCCGAGGCCAUGGAGCAGCGAGCAGCCUAUGGCCUGUCAGCCCUUCUGGGAGAUCUCGGGGGACAGAUGGGCCUCUUCAUUGGGGCCAGCAUCCUCACACUACUGGAGAUCCUGGACUACAUCUAUGAGGUGUCCUGGGACCGACUGAAGCGGGUGUGGCGUCGUCCCAAGACCCCCCUGCGGACCUCCACCGGGGGCAUCUCCACCCUGGGGCUGCAGGAGCUGAAGGAGCAGAGUCCAUGCCCAAGUCGGGGCCGUGCUGAAGGUGGGGGAGCCAGCGGCCUGCUCCCCAACCACCACCACCCUCCUGGCCCCCGAGGAGGCCUCUUUGAAGACUUUGCUUGCUAGGACGGUGCUGUCUAAAAAGACCCAGGGGUCUGGGAACCCUUCCAGGAUCCCCAACAGUCUCCUCCCUCCUGGGACACAAGGCCUGGGGGCAGCCCAAGGGAUGGGGGAGAGGGCAGAGGGCGGUCCUCACUGGGAGGGUGGGGAUUCAGUUCAGGCUCUCACCAGCUCUGGCGCCAAUUGCUGUGCACAAGGGUCUUUCCUGUCCACCCCCGCAACCCUCAGGCUGGUGCCCAGGGAGGGCUGGAGGGGAGGGAAGGAAGGGAGUGAGGGAGGUGGAGGAAGGGGCCCACCCUAGCAGGGGUGGAACCCCCUGUACAUUUGUAUAUAUUUAGGGAGGACAGGGUGGGGGUGGGGGAACAGAUGUAGAAAGUGGGUGGGCCUAUGGGGGUGGGUGAUUCAGGGACAGCCAGAGUCCCAGCCCUAGAAUGUCAGCAGGAGAAGAACCCCGGGGACUCAGGAGUGCUGGACUGGUCCUACUUCCUUUCCCUCUUCAGGCCCAGCUCCCCUUUUGGCAGGGGGACUGGGAGGCCCAGCAGGCCUGGCCCAGCUCCCAAUUUCCCCUGCCCCAACCCCACCUUCAGAGUGUCCUCCACAGGGAGCAGGCCACCCAUUAGACCUUGGCUGUGCUUGGGGGUGGGGAAGGGAGCCUUCUCGAUGGGCCUCUCUGCCUCUGGUCUGGUUUUAUAAAGCGCUGAUGAAACUGAGAAUAAAGAGGCAUAAAGAA